GACCUCAAGAAACAAAACAAGCACCAACAUGGUAAACAGCAGCGCUAGGAAUACCGCCCUGCCGCCGCCAUUACCAUGCUACACCACCAAGACUUCUUGCACCACGCCGCCGCUACCACCCCCACAUUGUACAGCACUAUGCCACGACCACCACCAGUUCCACAGCAGAGAAGCACCGCCACAUACCACCACCAACCCGCCACAAAUAUCAGCAGCAGUCGCUGUAUUAGAAGCACAGAGCAGUUUCAAAAUGGCGGCCAGGAAUGUAAGAGCGGGCCAACAGCAACUGCCGUCGACGUCUUUCGAUCCGGCGGAGAAAUUACAGCAGUCUAACACAUUGAAGGAUUAUGUAUAAAGGUGAUUCGAAUCGGUUGAGCGAAACUAAGCUCAACUUGUCCCAUCCACAUAUGACCCCCACCUUCUACCGGCCCCACCACCACCACCACCACCACCACCACCCUCACGAUCACCACCGACACCCCCCACACGCCCAUUUACCUCCCCUGCCACAUUGAUGCCUUCCCCCCCCUCCCUUCACUCCCCACCGACUCAUCGUUGCUGCUGCUGCUGCUGCUGCUUCCAUUGUCAACAACAACAACAAGUGCAGCAAACAUAAAAUGAAGACCAAGACAAUUUAUGGACAACUCCGCUUCAAAGCAGCCCUCCAGCCAAGGCCUCCAUGUUUGACUGACUCACCUUCCACAGUUCCUGAACGGAGGCUUAUUAUGUGGCCGCUUGACCUCCUAGAAAUUGCAGCCAAAUCUCCCUCCUCUGCUCUGAAGAUUGCAUCCCUAAACUGUCUUAAGACAGACAAUAAAAGGAAGGAGCACAUUUGGAUAACACUGCCUGAAAUUAACACAAGGUGGUCACUAAUGGACUGUCUUUGAUCAUACAUUUACCCAUUAAGGGUUGACCUUGGGCUAAACAAGCUACAACUAUUCAAGAAUGAUGAAACUUAGCUGGCUGCCAUGCCCACCACAUGGAUAAUAAUGACACAUGCUCCCUCCCUGUGUAUAUAUAUAUGUUUGAUGGCUACGCCUACCAUAUCAGCUAUUCAUAAGUGAUCACUUUUCGUCACACCCACCACAGCUAAUGAUGGCAAACACUCCCUCUCUUUAUAGGUCUGGUGGCUCCACCCACCAUAUCUACAACUGUCCAUGAAUGAUGAAAAUUCACCACGCCCACCAUGGGUAAUGAAGACACAUUCUCCCUCCUUGUACAUGUCUUGUGGCUACGCCCACCAUAUCAGCAACUGCUCAUAAAUUAUAAAAGUUCAUGUCCAUCCUGGAUAAUAAUGAUGCAUUCUCCCUCUUUGUAAAUGUCUUGUGGCUACGCCCACCACCAGAGACUGUUCCUGAUUGGAUCAAAUUUCACCACCAAUACAAUAACAAACACUCAAUCUCCUCCUUUCUAAAAAAUAUAUAUUAGUGACAGAGGCACUGUCCAUCUACAUAUCGCUGAUAAGGAGAUACAUCACUACUAUCUCUAGCAGUUGAGUGUCCAUCAUUGAUAAGACCAAGGAAGGUCGAAAUCACAUGAUCUGGUGGUUUCAGCACUGAAGGUAGCAGGGAUUUAUCUCCCCACUAGCGAUAUAAAAAAAAGGGCAUUUUGCACCAAAAGCCAAUAUGAGAAGUUCUCUCAUAUUACCUACUGCAGUAUAGUUUGUUCUAACAGAUUAACUUUCCUCCUCCCUGUAUAAGUCUGGUGGCUAUGCCCACCAUCUCAACAAUUAUUCAUAAAGGAAGAAACUUCACCCCGCCCAUCACGAAUACUAAUGACAGACACUCCUCCUUCCCUCUUUGUAUAGGUGUGGAGGCUAUGCCCACCAUAUUAACAUCUGAACAAUUAUUCAUAAAUGAGGAAACUUUAUCAUGUUCACCAUGGUUAAUAAUGACAAACACACCCUCUCUGUACAAGAUCUGGUUGCUAUGCCUACCAUUUCAUCCAAUCAACACUCUCUCCCUCUCAAAUAACCACUUGUAGGAACUUGGGUCACAUGUAACCCAGGGCAUAGUAAUUCAUUUCAGCUAAGUGGAUCUUGAGCCAAAUGAUGACAGGGAUGCUCCUCCCACUUAAAAAUGAGGCUGUCUCACCCUAGCAACUCCCCAGCUCUAUCUAUACGCACUCACCCUAACCAGCUUUGCUCUUCAUCUGCUACUCCUACUCCAGCCACCCUCAUCUAAACCAUUUCUAUUCCAGCCACUAUUACCCUAAAUACAGCAGCCAAAGGUAAUUUAUUGACAAGGUGGGUGUGUCUUAUGUAGUGACUACAAUUGUUUUAUCAAAAGUGGGUGGGGCUAAACUUGGGUGUAGCACACAUAGAGGGUUGGGUCAUGAAUUGUAAUUACUAGAAUGUAGUUACUCCCUCGAAUAACAACUUACUGUUUUUAACAGGUGAAGGACAUCGACAAAAGUAGUCCCAGACAGUUCUGUAAAGAUGGGAUUGCCACGACUGGCAUUCCUUCUCCAGCUGUUCCCAUCUCACCUAUUCCUACAAUCACAAAAAUCUGAAGUACUCACCUGUAAUUCAGGUUAAGUCCAAUUCCAUCACACCCAGUCCAUUAAAAAGAUAACAUGGACAUGUCCAUCUUGGCAGAAUCUGAUCCAGCUGCACCCAUAUCUGGAAAAGGUCUUCAGAAUUUUUAUGCAUAUAGGUGCAGGAGUGGCUGUGUGGUAAGUAGCUUGCUUACCAACCACAUGGUUCCGGGUUCAGUCCCAUUAUGUGGCACCUUGGACAAGUGUCUUCUACUAUAGCCUCAGGCCAACCA
Molecule: messenger RNA, 2768 nt
Organism: Octopus sinensis (East Asian common octopus)
Lineage: Eukaryota; Metazoa; Mollusca; Cephalopoda; Octopoda; Octopodidae
Exons: 3
Coding region: 29-355 (108 amino acids)
Source: RefSeq, a predicted model, not a curated record